AUGGUUUUAAUCGAUGGCCAUGAGUUCCUCACUGAGGAAGAGAAACGUCUCAAGGAAGACCGCGAGAGAACCAAGUACUGGAAGAAAUGGGGUCCCUACGUCGCUGAGCGCCAAUGGGCUACCGUGAGAGAGGAUUAUUCCGAGGAUGGUGAUGCCUGGAGUUAUUUCACCCACGACCAUGCACGCUCACGGACCUUUCGCUGGGGUGAGGAUGGUAUUGCCGGUGUCUCGGAUACCCAUGCGCUGCAGAACAUCGCCUUUGCUUUCUGGAAUGGAGAAGACGAUUUCUUGAAGGAACGCCUGUUCGGUCUGUCCAAUCCUCAGGGAAAUCAUGGUGAGAGUGUCAAGGAAGCUCAUUUCCAUCUGGACAAUACCCCGACGCACUCGUAUAUGAAAUUUCUCUACAAAUACCCUCAGAGGAAGUUCCCGUACCAGGACCUUAUCGAUGAGAAUGCCAAGCGUUCGCGUUUGGAGCCUGAGUACCAGAUCUUGGAUACGGGUAUCUUUGAGGAGAACCGUUACUGGGACAUUUUCAUCGAGACUGCCAAGGAAGCCGAUGACGAGGACGAACUGAUCUUCCGUGUCAUUGCAUACAAUCGUGGUCCAGAGCCGGCGAAGCUUCACAUUAUUCCUCAUGUUUGGUUCCGCAACACCUGGUCUUGGGGUGAGGAAAAGAAGAAGGAGGAAAAGCCUUGCAUCAAGCAGGAUGGCGCAUUGCACGCCAAGUCCAACCAUGCCAAGAUUGGCGAGCGAUACAUAUCUUUUGCUCCGUCGCCUCCUGUCGGCUCAAGCGAUGACGAUAUCCAGCCUCAGUUGAUGUUCACUGACAAUGAAACGAACCACAAGAAGCUCUGGGAUACCGAGAAUGAGACUCCAUAUGUGAAGGAUGCGUUCCAUCGUCACAUUGUUGAGGAAGAGAAGGGUGCCAUCAACCCAGACAAUGAAGGUACCAAGUUUGCUGCAUGGUAUGCCUUCAACCAGGGCGAGGGAGUCCCCCUGAAGGAAGACUUUGUCGACGAAGAAGUCGUGGACGAUGUUAUCGAGCAACGUCGUGCCGAGGCCGAUGACUUCUACUACCGGAUCAACCCUCUCCCCAUGAGUGAUGAUCUUCGCAACAUCCAGCGUCAGGCUUUCUCCGGAAUGAUGUGGUGCAAGCAGUACUACAACUUCGUCUGGGACCAAUGGAGUAAUGGUGACCCGAGUGAGAUCCCUCCUCCUGCAGGCCGUAAGGGCAUUCGCAAUGAGCAGUGGCGUCAUCUAUACAUUGAUGAUAUCCUGUCGAUGCCUGACUCUUGGGAGUAUCCCUUCUUCGCUGCAUGGGAUACUGCCUUCCAUUGUAUUCCAUUGGCUAUGAUGGAUCCCGACUUCGCGAAGAAGCAGCUCGAUCUACUCACUCGUGAGUGGUACAUGCACCCUAACGGCCAGUUGCCUGCCUACGAGUGGAACUUCGGAGAUGUGAACCCACCCGUGCAUGCCUGGGCUGUGUUCCGUACCUUCAAGAUCGAGCGUAAGAUGUACGGUCGCCAGGACUUGGACUUCCUGGAACGUGUCUUCCAGAAGCUGUUGCUCAACUUCACCUGGUGGGUGAACCGCAAGGACUCGGGUGGUAAGAACGUGUUUGAAGGUGGAUUCUUGGGACUCGAUAAUAUUGGCUUGUUCAACCGCUCCGAGCCAUUGCCCACUGGUGGUGUCCUUGAGCAAGCCGACAGCACUGGCUGGAUGGCAUUUUACUGUCUGUGCAUGCUGAACAUCUCUUUGGAAUUGGCUAAGCACCGUCGCACAUAUGAGGAUAUUGCCUCCAAGUUCUUCGAGCACUUCCUGCUCAUCAGUGAUGCCAUGACUUUCCGUAAUGGAGAUGACACCGUUCAGUCGCUCUGGAAUGAGGAUGAUAGCUUUUACUACGAUGCCAUCUCAUACGGUGGCCCGUGGACCCAGCAGCUGCCUAUUAGGUCUCUUGUUGGUCUGAUUCCUCUCUACGCUGUGCUCACUCUCGAGCCUGAGCUUAUCAAUAAAUUCCCGUCGUUCAAGCGACGAGUAGAGUGGUUCAUUGAGAACAGGCCAGAUAUCGCCGAGCGCAACAUCGCUAGUAUGAAGCACCGUGGUAAGGAUGAUCGACUGCUCCUGGCACUUGUCAGCAAAGACCGUUUGGUCAAGAUCCUCGAGCGCAUGCUUGACGAGACUGAAUUCCUGUCCGAGCACGGUAUUCGUUCCAUGUCCAAGUUCCACGAAAAGAACCCCUAUUCCAUGGAUGUCAACGGCCAAACCUUCAAGGUCGCCUACGUCCCCGGAGAUUCGGACAGCGGUCUCUUCGGUGGUAACAGUAACUGGCGCGGCCCUAUCUGGCUCUGCGUCAACUUCCUGCUGGUUGAGUCCCUCCUCCGCUUCUACAUGUUCUAUGGUGAUUCCCUGGAAGUGGAAUGCCCCAAGGGCUCCGGCGACUACAUGCACCUGGGUCACGUAGCCGAAGAACUGCAGCACCGUAUGCAGCAUCUCUUCGCUCGCAACGACGAAGGCCGCCGCGCCGUCAAUGCCGGCUCAGACCUCCUCGACUUCGACGAGCACUGGAAAGACCAUCUCUGGUUCCACGAGUUCUUCGACGGUGACACAGGCCGCGGUCUCGGCACAUCACACCAGUGCGGCUGGACCGGAUUGAUCGCCAAGAUCAUCCACGACACAGGUGUCAACUGCCGUCUCCCGCAAACACCCCGCGCCGGCUUCGCUGCCGCAUCCCACUAUUUUGAUGAUAUCUACUCCCGCUCGGGCAGACCUCGCGGCUCAAACCGUCCAUCUAUCCGCCGCUCAUCGACGACUCGCUCAAUUGGCAACCGUAGUGACUUCUACUCAGGUGAAGCAACCCCUGCCGCCUCAACUGUCGUCGACGACGAAGAUGAUGAGCCCAGCUUCAGUCGCGGCGUCAGCCGUGGAGGUAGUCACGCCAGCAGCCGUCGUGGCAGCACUGACCCGCGCGACGAAGAACACAUCAACCACUACGUCGCUAGCCAACUGCAGCGUGUGCGCAGCUCCGCAUCGAUUGCCGCUUACGAAGAUGAGUUUGAGACGAAGGUUGACAAGGAGAAUGGAAAUGGACAGAACGGACACAAGUAA
Penicillium nucicola is the source of this 3105-nucleotide messenger RNA. RefSeq lists its product as uncharacterized. Bases 1 to 3105 code for a protein of 1034 amino acids. The transcript is spliced from 5 exons. Gene Ontology annotation, molecular function: Glc3Man9GlcNAc2 oligosaccharide glucosidase activity. Gene Ontology annotation, biological process: oligosaccharide metabolic process; protein N-linked glycosylation. The record is from RefSeq and is a predicted model, not a curated record. Lineage: Eukaryota; Fungi; Ascomycota; Eurotiomycetes; Eurotiales; Aspergillaceae. Gene Ontology annotation, cellular component: endoplasmic reticulum membrane.